AUGGAUAAUAAGGCGGUACAAUUGUUCAACGCCAUGCUAAAACAACAACUUCAAUUUCUAGCAAGCAAUCUUCCUCAGGUCUGGAAGUUACAGAUAAAGGUUGUUGUGGAACCGGGAUUACCAUAUCACUCAUCUCUCCUCUCCGCCACCGUCGCCGACCCACGCUCCGCCCGUCAACGAUACCCAUCUGAUCCUGCUCCUUCUUGGUCCAGUCCCAAAAGAAGUAAUUCGACUUCUACAAACCCUACAACCUCUCAGGUUCAAAAUGAAGAUGAUAUUGAUACUACAGAGAAGCUUGGGGCCCAAAACUUUUCACCUUCUGUUACAUCUUUUGCUAGUGCUGACAUGGCAGUGAGACAACGGCCACAUCAGAAGAAGUAUAAGUUGAGAACCGGUCGUGUUAAUGUGUCCCAUUCUCAUAAACCUGGGGAACAGGCUUAUAAGAAGUGGAAUUUAUCAGAAGCUGAAGUAUGUUAUUCAAAGGGUAUUAGUUCAAUACAACAUAUAGAGACACCUGUCGUUUGUAUAAAACCUCUUCUUUUGUGUUAUAGCAAUCGUGCAGCUAUACGCAUGGCUCUUGGAAGAAUGAGGGAAGGUCUAAACGACUGUAGAAUGGCUGUUGCAUUAGAUCCCAAUUUCAUGAAUGUCAACUUAAGAUCUGCAAAGAGAAUCAUAAUUGAAGCUACAGAAGGCCUGCAAAAGGCACAGAAAGUCUCAAAUUAUCUGAAGCUGGCUGCAGAGAUUCUUGAACAGAAAACGCAUGAGUCAGCUCUUCUCAAUAAUGUUUUCUAUCCAUUACUUCUGGUUUACAAGGAGCAUAUAUUUACUAAAUUUGUAGUCAAACUCGCAAGAAUGGAAGAUUUUCAGGUUGAUUUGACAUCAAUUUUUUUCAGAAAGUUCACAAGACUGGAGACAUUUCUCAACUACCUGAUGUACUAUGCCAAGAAACCCAUAGUUGCUGUUGUACAAGGACUUGCACUCAGGGGUGGCUUAGAACUUGCAAUGGGAUGCCAUGCGUGUGUUGCAGCUCCAAGAGCUCAACUUGGCUUACCUGAAUUCUCUCUUGGAGUUAUGCCAGGCUUUGGAGGAGGGGAAGGUGUUCCUAGAGGCUGGUUGUUUUUCAGACACAUCGAAGGUCUUGUUCAUAUAAUGCUUUGCACAAACGUGCAAUCUCAAGUACCUAAAGUUCUGAUGGUGUCUAAAGCUAAAAAGAAGGUGAAGAAAGUUGAUGUGAUUGGUGGAGGUUUAAUGGGGUCUGGAAUAGCAAUGGCCCUUAUCCUUGCAAAUGUUAAGGAUUGGUUGCAAGGAAGAAGCUACCACAGGGUCAAGGUGAAAGGCAUUGUCAUUGCAACCAACCAUCCACCAUUGGACCUCAAUUUAAUUGGAGAAAAAAUAAAAUCUCAAGAUCGAGUUAUUGGGGCACAUUUCUUCAGUCUAGCUCACGUGAUGCCACUACUGGAGAUAGUUAGAACAGAAAAACAAUGUAAGGAUAAAUUACUUCCAGCCACGCCCGGUGGUCAGCCGCCUAAGUGA
Molecule: messenger RNA, 1533 nt
Organism: Lactuca virosa
Lineage: Eukaryota; Viridiplantae; Streptophyta; Magnoliopsida; Asterales; Asteraceae
Source: the annotation of a GenBank genome assembly